This is a messenger RNA of Cherax quadricarinatus, 2777 nucleotides long. NCBI's taxonomy places the organism in Eukaryota, Metazoa, Arthropoda, Malacostraca, Decapoda, Parastacidae. The record is from RefSeq and is a predicted model, not a curated record.
UUUCUCUUACCCAGGACCAAUGAGCACAUUAUAGGAAAGAGCAGUAAUGAUGUAAGCAAGUGUUCCUUGACGGUUCCUGAUCUCCAAGAGAGAACCAGUACUACUACAUUCAAGCCAAGAAUUUUCCAAAGUUUUGUGUUACAUGUUAUAGAGUCCUGCUGCAGCACUGCAAACAACCAGUACCACCACAUUUAAGUCAAACAUCUACAAUAAUUUAGCAACUGCUCCAUGAGACUUGACAUAAAAGUGCUUUUCAUUAAUUGUUAUGAACCUACUGGUACUUACAAAUUGCUUCUAUUCAUUCUUGUUCACUAAAAUUUCUUGUACUUUAUCCCACUUAUUACAUGGUUGUGCUUAAACAAAAUGAAUUCUUUGAAUUGUUUUAAAAGUUUGUGUGAGUAAAAGUUUGAAUAAAAAUAAUGUUUGUAUUUAUUUGCCAAUACAUCUACUCUUCAGUAUCAAGUGUUUUUAUUAGUAAUUCCUCAAUGUAACAGAGUAAUUGAGGAUAGAGGGUGGCUAAUAAUGGUUAUUGUGAUGGAUAAACAAGAGAUUAUUUUACUGUGAUGCUAACAAUAACUGAUACCUGUAUAUUUAAUAAACUUGGACCAUUGUUUCUGAAUUGACUGACCCAGUGGAUUUUCUGCUUUUUUUUAAACUCCAUUGUAUGGAACUCUGUUAUGUCGAGGGUUUGCCAAUUCAUAUAAAAAAUAUUGCAUCAUAUUUAAGGAUAAUAACGGGACUUCAGCUAAAUAUAUUCAUUAAAAUUAUGGAAGUUCAAAUGGGUGAGGAAUUCUACCAGUGUUCAAUAUGUCAAAAAGAUUUUACAACGAAAUCAUCUCUGGUACAGCAUACGAGAAUUCAUACAGGUGAGAAACCAUAUCAGUGCUCACAGUGCCCAAAAGAAUUUUCACAGAGAGCAAGUUUAGUACGUCAUAUGCAAGUUCAUACAGGGGAGAAGCCAUUUAAAUGUUCAGUGUGUUUAAAAAACUUUUCUGAGAAAGCAAGUGUAGUUCAACACAUGAGGCUUCAUACAGGAGAGAAGCCAUAUAAAUGUUCAGUGUGUUUAAAGAACUUUGCCUAUCGAUCAAGUGUAUCUCAGCAUAUGAGAGUUCAUACAGGGGAGAAACCAUUUAAAUGUUUAGUUUGUCUUAAAGAUUUCACACAGAAUAAACAUCUUGUGCAGCAUAUGAGAACUCAUACAGGAGAAAGACCAUAUAAAUGUUCAGAUUGUCUAAAAGACUUUACAUAUAAAACUGCUCUAGUUCAGCAUAUUAGAAUUCACACAGGAGAGAAGCCUUAUCAAUGUUCAGAGUGUCAAAAAGAUUUUUCACAUAAAUCAGAUCUAGUAAAACAUAUGAGAAGUCACACAAAAGAGAAACUUUAUCAUUGUUCAUUGUGUCCAAAAGGCUUUUCGUAUAAAAAUUCUCUCACACAACAUAUGAAGGUUCAUACAGGAGAGAGACCAUAUUCAUGUUUAGUUUGUCUAAAAGAUUUUUCAAGAAAACAUCAUCUAGUAAAACAUAUGAAUCUUCAUUUAGGAGAAAAGCCAUAUUCAUGUUCAGUGUGUUUAAAAAGCUUUCCACAAAAGCAAAAUAUAAUACAACAUAUGAGAGUUCAUACUGGAGAAAAGCCAAAUCAGUGUGCAGUGUGUCUAAAAGAAUUCAAACAGAAUUCAUACUUGGUAAAGCAUUUAAAACUUCAUAAAAGAAAAAAAUUGUAGAUAUUCAGCAUUUAUGAUUUAGACUUCAGGAGAGAUAUACAGUGGACCCCCAGUUUACGAUCAGCUCCCAAUGCAACCAAUUAUGUAAGUGUAUUUAUGUAAGUGCGUUUGUAUGUGUAUGUUUGGGGAUCUGAAAUGGACUAAUCUAAUUCACAAUAUUCCUUAUGGGAACAAAUUUGUUCAGUAAUGGCACCUGAACAUAUUUCUGGAAUGAAAUAAUAUCGUAGACCGGGGGUCCACUGUAUUGUUAAUGAGCUAUAAAGGACCUAUAUUUCUCAUGUAAUUUGAGUGAACUCAUUGUCAGAUGUGAGUCCAUUACAGUAUGCUAAAUGACAUCAGUGUUGGUAUACAAAAAAAGAUCUGAACUAAAAACUUUCACUCCUACAUAGAUAAUUGGUUUAUGGGCUUCUAAGGGUCCACUUUAGCUAUACUUGUCCUUAUGAUUAAAAUGCUAUUCUUUGGAAAGGAAAUAAUAAUAAAAGAAAUAUGACAAUGUGCUCUGUGAAAGACUUCAUGUGAGCUUACAGCUACCCAAUGACCAACACUGGUUGCUCUCACUAGGAAAUUACAGUGGACCCCCGGUUUACGGUAUUAUUUCAUUCCAGAAGUAUGUUCAGGUGCCAGUACUGAACGAAUUUGUUCCCAUAAGGAAUAUUGUGAAUUAGAUUAGUCCAUUUCAGAUCCCCAAACAUACACAUACAAACGCACUUACAUAAAUACACUUACAUAAUUGGUCGCAUUGGGAGCUGAUCGUAAACCGAGGGUCCACUGUACUUCUAUUGCUGAUCUUAUCCUUCUAAUAAUUUUAAUCAACUUUUUUGUAGCUACUGUAAAUGAAUAAUAUAUUAGACACUCAAGGGGAAUUAAAACUCAACAGUUUUAUAUCAUAUUCUGUUGCUUGCCUAUAUACACAAUUCACUAGAAUUUUUUAAAUUCAUCAUCCUGCAUUUCAUCGUAGAAUAGAUGUUUAUGAUCCAGUUGCAUUAUUUAUUGCUGCUUGUAUUAUCUUAAACAUAUUAAAUAAAUUUUAUCCACUGAUAGCUGGUUCUUUACGUAC